Molecule: messenger RNA, 4530 nt
Organism: Tribolium madens (black flour beetle)
Lineage: Eukaryota; Metazoa; Arthropoda; Insecta; Coleoptera; Tenebrionidae
Gene: mtd
Product: TLD domain-containing protein 2
Exons: 17
Coding region: 249-3581 (1110 amino acids)
Biological process (GO): response to oxidative stress
Cellular component (GO): nucleus
Source: RefSeq, a predicted model, not a curated record
GGGAGUCGCGUGAAAGUAUCGGCUGGAGCUAGCGAAACGAUAGCAGCAGUCGGUACCAGCAGGUUAGUGCACCGUGGCGUAUCCAAGAGUUUAGUUCGUUGUGUCUUUGAUAAAGUGGAGCGCGAUUCUGUCGACAGUGCUGCAUCCUCUGUGAAGUGAGAGAGAGUUGAACAAUCGGUGGCGUUCCGCGCGACCAACCGUGUGAAAGUCUUACUUCUUGCACAAGAGUCCCGGGAUGUAAACAGGAGAUGAUGAACCCGGAAGUUCUGCAGGUGGUCCACGAGAAGGACCCCUGGAUCGAGGAGUCUAAAUGGGACACGAUAGAGGAGGAGGUGACGGAGAUCGUAGAUAAGAAGAGUAGAAGGAAGUCGUGGCACGCGAUCAAAUUCGAAAGAAAAAGGCGGAAGGGAGUCGUGGAGCCGGGAUCGCCACCCGAAGCGAGGCAGAAGAGGCCUUCCUGGUGGAAUAUCUUCGGGGGACAACAGUGGCCAAGGUCGCGUAGGGCUUCGCAGGACGGAGGAAGAGUUGCCAAAGAAAAUGUGCCAUGGAUGCGGAGCAAGAGUCGGAGUGUGGACCACGGGAUUUCGUCUCCCUUCGACCUCGACGCCCUCAGAGCCAAGGUGGACAGCCAACUGGACAAGAACCUCGACAGAGAUUUAGACGGGUCCAGUAACAGUUUGGCUGAGAGGAAAAAGACUGGACCGCCGGAAAAUACCACCACUUAUACGGUUGCCGACAGAGACACACUAACGUCAGUGGCGGCACGUUUUGAUACAACACCCUCAGAAUUGACCAAACUAAAUAGAUUAGCGACACCUUAUAUAUUCCCUGGCCAACAACUAUACGUACCAAUAAGAGAAACUGCGGGAAAUGAAUCGGAAGGAUCGACACCUGUAGAAGACUCACAUGAUGAUUUGCCCCCGGAAGAGAAAGAACUGCUUGACAACCUGAGGCCGGUCAGCCCCAAGCCAGGUCAUGUGGAACGCGUGCGAACACCAUCAUGCAACCAGAGUUCCACCGACCUGGAAGAGGAGUCUGCGGUAUUCCGCGAACGCUUUCUCAAAAUCAACGUACGACAUAUCACUGACGGUCAAGGGGUUGUAAGUGGGGUCCUUCUGGUAACUCCCAAUGCUGUCAUGUUCGAUCCCAAUGUCUCCGACCCGCUGGUCAUCGAACACGGGCCCGAGGCGUACGGGGUUAUCGCCCCGAUGGAGUUUGUCGUCAAUGCGGCCAUCUACAACGACAUCGCCCACAUGCGAGUCGGUCACAGCGUCGAGACCAGCACGACGGCUGAAAAACCCGAAAUCUACUAUCCUAAAACAGAAAGUCGAACCGAACAGGACUCGAUGAUGGUCAAGGACGAAACUUUCCCGGAAUUAGUUACCGCCGAUGAUGCUGAAUCUGUGUGUUCGUGUACAGAACGUGAGGGCGACGCUUUUCCCAAAGCCUUUGAACGGGAAUUGGUCACGCCAACGAAUCUCGAGGAAAAUGAACACAGGUCGGCAGAGGAAAGGAGGAAAAGUCUCUUGGACCAUCACUGGGCUAUACCAUCGAGAGAUCGACAGUCGAUAGACACAGACGAAAUCCCGGCCAUAUCAUCGUCGAUGAUUCAAGAGGAUCAGAUCGACGAAGAGGAGAAUUUAGUCAAGGAGAGUUGUCACGAUUCAGGGAUUGAUAUCAGGGAAACUAACAUCCCGCCCGUAGCUCCACAUCCGAAAAAACAAUACAGUGAUGCUGAUAUAGUUCUUUCAAAGGAGUGGGUACCUCCAAUCACGAUCGCACCCACGAAUGUUAGCGACACGGAAAGUCCCGCAAGGAAAAAGACCAACUCUGUUUCGUUUAGUUUGGACUCGAGUUCGGAAGUUGAGAGUGGACUCCCUUUAUCAACGAGUUGCUCUGAGUCGAGGGAAGAAACCGAAAAGGCUGAUACUAGGAAAAAUAAGAUGUUAAAAAGACUGUCAUAUCCCCUAUCAUGGAUGGAGACCUUAGCCGGCGACAAAGAGGAGGAGAAAGCCCCGAACCACCCUCACUCUGCCGACGUGCAUCACUCGUCAGUGUUCUCGAAAGUGUUUUCAAGUUCGCCCAUCAAUCUGGUGGACUUCGGCACGGGUCUUUUCCUGAACAAGACGCCGUCUGAGGAGAGCGGAGGCUCUGGCGGGCCCCAUUCUGCCGGCAGCGGAGGUCCUCCUCUCAGCGAUUCGCCCCGUACCGACAGUUCGAGUUUCUUUCCCACGAAUAUAAUAAGUUCGGUGGGAGCUUCUGUCGGUGCUGUGGGGGCAUCGGUGGGAGCUAUGGGGGCCUCCGUUGGAGCUACUGUUGGCGCGAUGGGUGCGCAAGUCGGGGCAUCCGUCGGUGUUGUGGGGGCUACAGUUGGGGCUGUUGGGCGGUCGUCGGUAGGUACCUUCAUAAGGCAACCGACGGAAAGCAGUACAAAGUCGAAGGCGCCGCCACCUAAAUUAGAUUAUAGGUCGAUGGUGUCUGUUGAUGAUAUGCCCGAAUUGUUUGUAUCGUUCGAUAUGCGCUCUCCCAAUUACGGGCUAGAUUCCAUUGAACUAAUCCCGCGACCGGCACGUUCUUGCGAAGAUCCACCACUGUAUCUGAGACUGCGAAUGGGCAAACCGUUGGACAAGCCUAUCCCGCGUUCGACGCCGUUGAUGUCUUACGGAAAGAAGAAAAUGCGACCGGAGUACUGGUUCAGUGUGCCAAGAAAUAGGGUUGACGAACUUUAUAAGUUCAUCCAAGCCUGGGUUCCGCACUUGUAUGGCGAAUUGAACGAGGAACAGGUGAAAGCGCGGAAUUUUGCUCUCGUGGAAAUGGACACGGAGUUGUGGAGCGAAGAACCGACACCUUCUGCAAGUCGGCACGGGAGCCAAGACGGGGAACUCACCGAAAUUACCAAAGAAAGCUGGGAGCUAAUCAAGGCUCCUUACGUUAAGAUCUACAGCAUCAUCAAGACCCAGACAAUGUCGGCUGACGGCAGUGACGAGGUGAUACCGAUGUCCGAGGAGUACCGUCGGGCGUUAUAUUCAUCGGCAGCGCCCUCUAUUGACGCCGAACUAACUCCACCGGACUUGAUCGGCACCACCGAGAUUUUGACUGAUUAUCACCGGGAAGCCCUGUGUCGGCAUUUGCCAGCGAGGGCCGAGGGGUACUCGUGGACGCUCGUGUUCAGUACUAGCCAACACGGCUUCAGCCUUAAUUCCAUGUACCGGAAAAUGUAUAAACUUGAAUCACCUGUUUUACUUGUUAUUGAAGAUACUGACAAUAAUGUAUUUGGUGCUUUAACAUCUUGCGCCCUGCAAGUAUCCGAGCACUUCUACGGAACCGGUGAAUCGUUGUUGUUUAGGUUCAGUCCCGAGUUCCAGGUGUACAAUUGGACGGGCGAGAAUUUGUAUUUCAUCAAGGGAAAUAACGAGAGUUUGAGUAUCGGCGCCGGUGAUGGCAAAUUCGGCUUGUGGUUGGAUGGGGAUUUGUACUUGGGGAGGUCCGAGCCUUGCCAGACCUACGGUAAUGAUCCUCUGACGCCCAAAGUAGAUUUCGUGGUGAAAACGCUCGAGUGCUGGGCCUUCGUCUCGAGUUAAACAAAUGGAAAUUUGGACUGAUGUAAUCAAUCGAUUCUAAGUUAGUUAAGGUUGAAACGGCAGAAACGACGAAUUUUUUGUUGGCUUUGAGAGGAGGAACGAUUCUUUUUCAUUAUGUAGACGAAGCUUUAGACGUAGUCACCACCACUACCGCACAACUGUUAUUAAAGCUUAAAAUAGUUAUAAACGGCUGCCGUUCACUUGUUGUAAUCAUUUAUAAUUUUAUUAUUAUUGUCUGUUACGCUUAAUUAGCUUGUUAUUUUUUUAUGUUAUUCUAGUGUUAGGUUUUGGUGGAUAACACGUCAUUAAUAAAUAGGCGUGUAUAUUUUGAAUUGUUGUAACAUUUAACCUUAUUAACCGUGUCAAGUUGCCCAUUUGAAUCACGUGUUGUCCACAGGUAGUCUCCUAGUCAUUUUGUACUUUGAUAGCGAGGGGGCAGAGUGAAUGGCGGUUCGAUUGUUGCGUAGUUAUAGUCAUUCAGUGUUGCUUUAGCUUACAACGAAUGACAAGCUCAUAGCGGUGUUCUCCUUGUAUUUUUUUUAUUUAUUAAGGAAGAUCUACGCAGCCGGGUACAGAUAUGAUUGUGUUGUAGCAAUUGCGAAAGUCACAUUGGCUGUAGUUUUCGUCUAUAUGUCAAUUAGGUGCGUAGAGAACACGCCAUAUCAGUUGUCAAUUUAAUGAUUUAAUGUUAGAGGCUGUUAUGCGGACUGCAGAUUCCUACGUCUUUGUUGAGUGUUGAACUAUUACUUGUUUUGUACCAAUCUGAUAAGAACGUUGGUCAUGCCUUGUUGAUAUGUUCAGCUUCUUAGCAUGAGGCGGCGGUCCGUACAUAUUUAACUAGAUUAGUUUGAUGUCUAAGUUGUGUACUAUAACAUUUAUCUAGAUGAUAUUUAUCUGUAAAAAUGCUGUAUAUAAAAUUAAUAUUAAAUAAAUAGAUUAUCAACGGUGA